Messenger RNA from Drosophila mojavensis, 2543 nucleotides. RefSeq lists its product as uncharacterized. The record is from RefSeq and is a predicted model, not a curated record. The transcript is spliced from 4 exons. Bases 1 to 2400 code for a protein of 799 amino acids. NCBI's taxonomy places the organism in Eukaryota, Metazoa, Arthropoda, Insecta, Diptera, Drosophilidae.
AUGGCCGCCACCGAUGGCCAAAUCAUAUUGGCGGCAUCCCGUUUCGGAGAUGCCACGCCCGUUUAUCUGCGCGACUUUUCCAAACAGCCGCUGCCGGCGGUGGCCAAAAUACUUAAGGGGCAGCACCAGGCGCUGGGCGUGCCCACCCUUUCGGCGCCCUCGUUGCAGAGCACCGCGCUGUUCUUGAGCGCCGGCAAGAAAUAUCAGAUACUGGCGCAGCCCAUCAAGAUCAAAGAGGGACGCAAGCCCACCAAUGUGGGCGCUAAGGUGCUCAUACCGGAGACCUAUAACGGCUACUUCGAGCUGCUUAGCGAGGAUGGCCGUUCGACGCGCUGCAUCGACUCGGUGCUGGAGUUGGCGCGACGACGCAACGCUAGGGUCCUGGUGCGUGAGACGUUCCGUUGCCAGCAAUUGAAUCGCACCAUUCACGCCGGCGAACUGCUGACCACCAUGAACGACAACGGUAAAUUUCUGCAGUGCCGCAACAUCAAGGACGAGAUCAUCAAUCUGCCACUCGAUACCAAAGCCAAGUUCUCGCCGAUAGCGCGCGAGGACAGCAUCAGCGGUGUGCAUACGGUCAAGAAUCUGUUGCUCAAGCGUAUGCCAGUGAUUGUCAGACUCGUUCACGGCAGCGCGCCAAAGGGUCUGAAGCAGCCGUUUGUGCCGGAGCUGCGUCUGCUGGGCUACGUGGAGAUCGAUCGGAUCUUUGCGCUGCCCCUGCAAAAGGAUACGGAUUUGGUGCCGGUGCCGUUGAAUGCGAAGAUCAAGCUGCAGCGUGCCAAGAACAUGGAGCAGCUGGAGCACUUCAUUGAGUAUACGCGCUUUCUGGACAAGGCGCAACGUUUGCUGGCCGAUGCGCGCGAUCGUCUGCAAGUUGUUGAUCUCAAGCUGAGCGAGAAGGAGAAGAAGGACUCCAAGUUCAGCAGCCGCAAUGGCAGCGGCAAUCGGCUGCCCAUUGUCAUGCUGCCAUCGGCCGCGGGCCUGGCCAGCGGCUGGAUGGAGAGCGGCUAUGUGUUGCGUAAGAGCGCCAGCUGUGAUUCGUGGUCCAAGCAGCAUCAGCUGCAGCAUCAGCAGCAGCAGCAGCAGCAACAGCAGGCGCUCAAUAGCAACGAUAUUGCCGAGGAGUACAACGAGAUUGAUCACAUCUAUGAUUAUGUGCGUGGCCUGACACCGCUCUCGAAGGGUUUGGCACGAUUCGAACCGAUUUGCGAAUCGCCUACGCUCAAAUCGCAUCAUACGGACAGCAGUGGCAAUGGCAACUAUUGCAGCCUGAUACGCGCACCGAUUGCUGCUGCAGCAGCAGCACCUCCAGCACAGCAGCAGCAGCAGCAGCAGCAGUCGAACAGCAACAUCAACAACAACUACAGCAGUCUGGAGUCGAAUAAGCACAGCAGCAGCAAUGGCGGCAACACACAUCAUCAUCAAUAUCAUUUGCUGGUCAAUCACUAUCAUCAUAGCCAUAGGCAGGAGGAUAUUAAGCCCGUGCCGCCGCCCAUCGAGACGAUUCCGGGCAAGAAGCCAGCCGAGAAGCGACAGCGUCCCACACUACCAAAGCUUUACAUCAAGAAUUCGAAUGCGAAUGCGAAUGCGCAUAGCGCCGGCAGCAGCAGCAAUGGCAACUCCACUGGCGGCACCAGUCACAGUCACAGUCACAGCCAUAGUCACAGUCACAGUCACAGUCAGCAACAUUUGCCGCCAACGCCCAAUAAUAACAGUAACAACAUCAUCAACAACAACAACAACAAUACAGCUGCCAUUGUGGCUGCUGCAGCGAUCAAUGCACAUCACGCUCACUCGCAUGGGCAUCCACACACACACACGCACGCACACCCCCAUCCACUGCCACAUCCACACCCACACCACGGCAAGGUGCUGACGCCCAACAAUCAUUUGCCUGUUAAGGAAUCGCUGGAGCCGCAGUCGCCGCUGUUUCAUAUCAGAUACAAGAGCCUCAGCAGUCUGCAGUUGACGCCCGAUAGCAAUACAGCGGCCAUGACGCCGCCGAUCUCAGCCAAGGCAGCGGCAGGAGGAACAGUUGACGCCUGCUCACAGACGCCGCCCGAUGUGGUGCUCAAGUGCAGCAGCAUACUGAAUACCCAUGGCUAUCUACACAGUCACAGUCACAGUCAGAGUCACAGUCAGAGUCACAGUCACAGCCGCAGCUCGAGCAGCAACAAUCAUCAUAAUCCGCGCGAGGGCACACUCGACUCAUCGCGCAGCGGGGGACGAACGUCGGGCGAUUCACAGAAGCAGCUGCCGGAGAAGAAGACGCGACGCUUGUCACGGCCGCGCAGCCUCUCCAAUUUGGUGUGGGAUCUGCGGCCGAGCAAGGAGAAGUCCAAGAAGAAGCUCUAUGUGCAUCAUUUCGAUCAGCGUCAACAGGCGACGCUCUAUCUAUAGGAAGUUAUGAUGGGGGAGAAGCAAACUGAAGUGAAGUGAAGUUGGAAGAAGAUUCGUUGCCAAAUCGUUUCGCUGCCAUCAACGACAAACCCACAGACAACAAACAACAACAACAACAACAAAACAAACAACAACAAGCAACA